AUGGAUUCGGCAGCUAAAAUCCCCCUCUCCCACACGUUGUGGUCCCCUCAUGACACCGUUAAGGAUGCAGCAGAGUUGCUUGGCAUUACCCUUCCCGAAGAUGCGGCCAAAAACUUGGCCAUGGACGUAGAGUACAGAAUCCACGAGAUCUUGGAGACUGCCAUCAAGUUCAUGCGCCACUCCAAGAGACGUCUCUUGACCACAAGCGAUUUCAACAAUGCGUUGAAGGUGCUUAAUAUCGAGCCGUUGUUUGGCUACGACCAGAGCCAGCCACUAGUCUUCAAAGAAGCUCUUUUCGGAGCUGGAGGACAAACCCUUUACUACAUCGACGACAACGAGAUUGAAUUCGAGAAACUUAUCAAUCAGGAGCUUCCAAAAGUGCCUCGCCAGACUACCUUCACGGCGCACUGGUUAGCCAUUGAGGGUGUGCAGCCUAUGAUUCCCCAGAACCCAUUAGCACUGGAAAUUAAGAACUUACCACCUAUAGUCAGAGGUGCUACCUCUUCGGUGUUGAGCAACGACGUCUUGGGCAACAGUUCUGGAGCAAUAGUGUCCGAGGAGUCUAAGAACGUUGCUUCGCUGAAGAAAAAGAACGGAGAUAAAGAUGUGGAGGUAAAACCUUUGGUCAAGCAUGUUCUUUCCAAGGAAUUGAAGCUCUACUUCGACAAAGUGGUGGAAGUGCUAGUACUGACGGCACCAGAAAAGGAGUCGCUCCGCGAGGCUGCGUUGAGCUCGUUGCGUACCGAUCCAGGCUUGCACCAACUUGUGCCAUACUUUAUUCAGUUUGUAGCAGAGCAGAUCACUAAUCACCUCCGCAACAUCGAUAUUUUGAUCACCAUGCUCGAUGUCAUAUCUGCGCUUUAUGACAACAAAACCAUUUUUUUGGCUCCUUACGUGCAUGCUUUGAUGCCAUGCAUCCUUACACUUUUACUAGCUAAGAGAAUUGGUACACCCAUCAAAGACGCCGCCGACGACGAAGCAAUAUUGGAACUCUUGAAGGGCCAGUUUGCUGUCAGAGAGUUUGCCUCCUUACUUCUUGAGCAUGUGAUCAAUGCAUACGGGUCGUCAUAUUCCACACUUAAACCCAGAGUCACCAGAACUUUGCUAAGGGCUUUAUUAGACUCUUCCAAGCCUAUUGGCACACAAUAUGGUGCACUUCUUGGGUUGGAAAAGUUGGGCCCUGAGGUCAUCAAGCUUGUUUUAGUGGGCAACUUGAAGUUGUGGUACAAGCUGGUGAUCGAGAACAGCGACAAGUCGCAGGUUGAGAAGAAGCUACUUGAAGACAAGGUGUUGGAGGUGCUUGAUAAAAGCAAGGUAGAUGUGACUGCGUCGGAUUCAAGUAUGGAUGUGGACACUGAGAUUUCCGAGGAAACCAAAACAAAGUUAAAAGAGAGAGUCGGCGGGCCUUUGGCUUUGCUCGUCUUGGAGCAUCCUAAUGCCCUUGGUAUCUGCCAGGGGAUGUUUUUCGGCGAACUGACUGUCUGA
Molecule: messenger RNA, 1485 nt
Organism: Sungouiella intermedia
Lineage: Eukaryota; Fungi; Ascomycota; Pichiomycetes; Serinales; Metschnikowiaceae
Source: the annotation of a GenBank genome assembly